AGUCUGGCACAUUUUCCAAUGCAUCAUAUGUUCCCUUCUGUGGGUCCACAUUGAUGCUUUUGUUGGUUCAAGUGCAGUUCUAUAGAAGUAUGUAAGUAGGCAGCAAGUGAAUGCUUACUUUUGUAAAUGGCAUUAAAUAAAUCUAGACAAUUUGAUGGUGCUAAAUAGUGGUCACCAGUUUAUUUGGGAUACUCUGAAUGAACAUGUGUAGUCUGUCAAAAAGCCUGCAGGUCUUGAUAUGAUUCCCUUGAUAAUUUUACAAUAUUUUUUUGGUUUGGUUAAGCUUGGAUAAUAUUGGCUAAAUACUUUAGAAAUAUAUUUUAGAGCUUUAAGAUGCCUGAUAACACCAGAUCCAAAUUGGAUGGGCCCAGAGGAAAUUCAUCCAUAGUGUCUUCGAUGCAACGAUUUCCGAAGAUUCCAAUACUCAUACAUGCCGUGUAGUUUCUGCAGAUGGGUCACCCUUCAUACCCCGGCUCCUGGUUGUCACAUUUUCAAGAGCCAGGGUUAUGUUCAGUCGCCACAGAACAGAAAACACUGAGGAUGGUACUACUUGAUCUCAUCCAAAAAAUAUUUCUCCUUUUUGCUUUCAUUUUGGACAAUUUUACAUAUUUUGCGUUUGGUAUUUUACCUGGGUUCAUUCCUCCAUCCCACAGAUGAUAAUAACAUUUACCUUUUGUAUUUAGGAGACUUCUGUAAUAAAUUCUCACUGUUCUGGUGGGAUUCUUUUCCCACUUAUUUCAACUGUAGUUGUAGUUCUUCCAAAGCCUUGUUCAUCUGGACUCCCAUGUCGAUCGUGCCUUUGCUGACCAAGCACUUUAUUCAAGAUUAGAUCCUCUAAUCUGGACGCUUGUGUGCUUUGUAUGAAUUAUUUUGUUUCAUUGUGGUUGUUUGACAUUGGCCUAGCAUACUGCAUGCACCAAAUCUCUGCUGUCAUAUUCACAUAAGGUCGUUGGAAUUAUCACAGCAUUUAUUCUCAUGAGUAGCUAUAAAGAUAAUUGAAAUUGACAAUAUUCUAAAAUGUAUUGCCAACCGAAUUCUCUUCAUUUCUAUAAAAUUGCGGUUGCUAUCUGUACAGCGGAGAUGCUGCUCUCGCGAGAUUUGCACGAGGGAUUUCGAUACGAAGGGUUGCGCUGGUGGACCAUGCAUUUACAAGAGGAAGUUGCCAACUUGCCAUCAAUAAGCUUUGUCCCCAAGAUAAAAACUUUGAAAGAGCUUAAGCGAUUUACAAAUGAAGACCAUUUGGCUGUCCACGAACACAAACAUGAGAUGACACUAAAGUUUGGUCCAGCAAGAGGCAACAGUGUCACAGUAGCUGACCCAAAGCCAACACCUACACGCUUUUUGAAGUACUGUGAGGAAGUUGGACUCUUCAACGAGCUUACCAGUCCUAUGGACUUCAAAAUAGCUCCCGUGGGUGACAUCAGAAAGAUGCCCUUGGAUUUGUCGCCUCUUGCCACACCGAUGAUCAUGCAUAACAAAAUUGAGGACCACUCAGCUGUGGCGGCACAUUGGGACAGCCCUCUCUGCCCCAUCCAGAAUCUACAACAAGGGAUGACAUGGUAACGAAUUUGGUUUACUUCAUACAGUGAUAUCCAGGUGAAUUAGUUGAUAUAAAUGUAGGCUAGAUCCUAGUUUUAGUUGGUAGAUCCUAGUUUUAGUUGGUAGAUCCUAGUUUUAGUUGGUAGAUCCUAGUUUUAGUUGGUAGAUCCUAGUUUUAGUUGGUAGAUCCUAGUUUUAGUUGGUAGAUCCUAGUUUUAGUUGGUAGAUCCUAGUUUUAGUUGGUAGAUCCUAGUUUUAAUUGGUAGAUCCUAGUUUUAGUUGGUAGAUCCUAGUUUUAGUUGGUAGAUCCUAGUUUUAGUUGGUAGAUCCUAGUUUUAGUUGGUAGAUCCUAGUUUUAGUUGGUAGAUCCUAGUUUUAGUUGGUAGAUCCUAGUUUUAGUUGGUAGAUCCUAGUUUUAAUUGGUAGAUCCUAGUUUUAGUUGGUAGAUCCUAGUUUUAGUUGGUAGAUCCUAGUUUUAGUUGCUAUAUCCAAGUUUCUCAAUAUUAGUUGCUUGUGACACAGGGUUGGUCCUGGUUGGUCCCUGGAUGGAAGACCAGAGGCUGCUGGAAUUGGUGUUGGAGGGCCAGUAGGUGGCACUCUUUCCUCUGGUCUAAAAAAAUAUCCCAUUGCCCCAGAGCAGUGAGCAGUGAUUGGGGACACUGCUCUGUGUAUGGUGCUGUCUGUCGGAUGGGACGUUAAACGGGUGUCCUGACUCUCUGAGGUCAUUAAAGAUCCCAUGGCACUUAUAUGUAAGAGUAGGGGUGUUGACCCCGGUGUCCUGGCUAAAUUCCCAAUCUG
This is a messenger RNA of Oncorhynchus gorbuscha (pink salmon), 2337 nucleotides long. Its product is annotated as cyclic AMP-dependent transcription factor ATF-2-like. Bases 1018 to 1563 code for a protein of 181 amino acids. The transcript is spliced from 5 exons. The record is from RefSeq and is a predicted model, not a curated record. NCBI's taxonomy places the organism in Eukaryota, Metazoa, Chordata, Actinopteri, Salmoniformes, Salmonidae. Gene Ontology annotation, molecular function: DNA-binding transcription factor activity, RNA polymerase II-specific; cAMP response element binding. Gene Ontology annotation, biological process: regulation of transcription by RNA polymerase II.